Nelumbo nucifera (sacred lotus) is the source of this 1269-nucleotide messenger RNA. RefSeq names its product zinc finger protein ZAT10. Gene Ontology annotation, cellular component: nucleus. Gene Ontology annotation, biological process: regulation of DNA-templated transcription. NCBI's taxonomy places the organism in Eukaryota, Viridiplantae, Streptophyta, Magnoliopsida, Proteales, Nelumbonaceae. The record is from RefSeq and is a predicted model, not a curated record. Gene Ontology annotation, molecular function: DNA-binding transcription factor activity; transcription cis-regulatory region binding.
AUUCUUCUCACCACUCUACACGCAACUUCCAUUUCCACUCCAUAAAAGGAACCCCCUCAAUUCCAACCUCCUCAGUCCUCACUCUUCAAUCAAUUCCUCUUUUUCCUCCUCCUCCUCAGCUAAACAGCAUCUCUCCCUCUGCUCUUUGCCGUUUUCUGCGCUGCCUGCUCUCUGUAUCUCCUACAUCAGAUUACAGAAUUAUCAGAUGGCUCUAGAGGCUCUGAAUUCUCCUAGGACGGCCGCUCCUUCGCUCCAUUAUGACGACAUGGAUCUCCACUGCCUUGAGCCAUGGGCCAAGCGGAAGCGCUCCAAGCGUCCUCGUCUCGAAAAUCCACCCACGGAGGAAGAGUACCUCGCCCUCUGCCUCAUCAUGCUCGCUCGUGGCGGUGCUACCUCUGGUGAUGCACACCACAACCACUCCCCAUCCCCUCCUCCCCCACCCCCUGCCUUGAAACUCAAUUAUAGGUGUACCGUCUGCAACAAGGCUUUUUCUUCCUACCAAGCCCUUGGGGGACACAAGGCCAGCCACCGCAAGCUCUCUGGCAACGACGACCAGUCAACCUCGUCCACCACCACCACCACCACCUCUACAGUCAAUCACACCGUCAAUCCAGGUGGAAAGAUCCACGAGUGUUCUAUUUGCCACAAGUCUUUUCCCACUGGACAAGCCUUGGGUGGACACAAGCGCUGUCACUACGAUGGUGGAAACACCAACAUCACCGCUACGUUAUCGUCGGAUGGUGCUGCUUCGAGCCACAGUCUCCGCGACUUCGACUUAAACAUGCCGGCUUUACCUGAAUCCUUACCGGGUUUCGGCGUGGCUGCUGGAGGGAAAUCCGAGAUUCAUGUGGACGAAGAAGUAGACAGUCCUCUGCCGAUGAAGAAGCCACGUCUCUUGAUUCCAGCCGAAGACACUUCUUAUUCACGGGAUUAGUAGAGAUGGAUUAUCCGGAUGAGCGGAGCAACUUGUGUUAAUGGCUUCUAUUGUUUUUUUGUUUGAAUUAAUAUUUUUGAUAGUUUAAAAUAUUAUUGUUUCUGUACAGAGAAUCUUUCAUUCUUUGUAAACUACAUGGUUUGAACUCUGAAUGGUUAAUAUUGGUUUUUUUGAAUUUUUAAAAUUACGUUUAUGUAAUUAGCUUUUCUUCCAUCUGAGAGAGUGAGGAAGAGGAAUGCACCGACUCACUUGGUCCGGUCUCAAUUACAAUUUCGAGUUAGGCGUCUAUCCUAACUGUACUUUGAACCUAAAAACUUUGAUCAGUUAAUCCGUUA